Molecule: messenger RNA, 3198 nt
Organism: Acanthosepion pharaonis
Lineage: Eukaryota; Metazoa; Mollusca; Cephalopoda; Sepiida; Sepiidae
Source: the annotation of a GenBank genome assembly
AUGAUCUUUUUGUUAUCUACUUAUAUUCGUUUCCCCUUUUCUUUCUUUUUCUUUCUUUCUUUCUUUCUUUCUUUCUUUCUUUCUUCUUUUCCUUCUUAUGUAACUACCCCAUUCUUUCUAUCUUUCCUUCUUUAUUUCUCUCUCUUUUUCUUUCUUGCUCUUUUUCGAGAUAACACGGGUAAUUAUUCGAAUCUUUCUUUCUUUCUUUCUUUCUUUCUUUCUUUCUUUUUUACUUUCUAUCUUUCUUUCUUUUAUCUUCUUGUCAAUCCCAACUCUCCUCUUGCCGACUUACCCAUUAGUGUUCAUAUAACACUAUCUACUACUGUUUGUUCCUUAUCUAUCUAUCUAUCUAUCUAUCUAUCUAUCUAUCUAUCUAUCUAUUUAUUUAUUCACAGGGGCAGAGAGGCCGGAGUGACGUCAUUUUUUAUUCUCACGUCCUCAUUCUCACGUCUUCAUUCUUCAUUCUCACUUCGUCAUUCUCAUAUCAUAAUUCUCUAUUCUCAUUUCUUCAUUCUUCAUUUAUCAUUCUCAUUCUUUAUUCUCACUUCUUCAUUUUCACUUCUUCAUUUUUAUUCUCACUUAUUUAUUCAUUAUUCUCAUUUUUUCAUACUUAAUUGUCAUUUCUUCAUUCUCCAUUCUCAAUUAUUCAUUCUCUAUUCUCAUUUCAUCAUCUGUGAUUCUACAUUAUUAAUUCUUCAUUCUAACUCCUUUAUUUUCACUUCUUUAUUCUUCAUUCUCACUUAUUUAUUCUUCAUUCUCAUUCUUUCAUUCUUCAUUCUCACCUAUUCGUUCUUUAUUCUCAUUUCUUCUUUCUUCAUUCUCAAUUAUUUAUUCUUCAUUCUCAUUCUUCAUUCUCACCUAUUCGUUCUUUAUUCUCAUUUCUUCUUUCUUCAUUCUCACUUAUUUAUUCUUCAUUCUCAUUCUUUCAUUCUUCAUUCUCACCUAUUCGUUCUUUAUUCUCAUUUCUUCUUCUUCAUUCUCACUUAUUUAUUCUUCAUUCUCAUUCUUCAUUCUCACCUAUUCGUUCUUUAUUCUCAUUUCUUCUUUCUUCAUUCUCACUUAUUUAUUCUUCAUUCUCAUUCUUUCAUUCUUCAUUCUCACCUAUUCGUUCUUUAUUCUCAUUUCUUCUUUCUUCAUUCUCACUUAUUUAUUCUUCAUUCUCAUUCUUCAUUCUCACCUAUUCGUUCUUUAUUCUCAUUUCUUCUUUUCUUCAUUCUCAAUUAUUUAUUCUUCAUUCUCAUUCUUUCAUUCUUCAUUCUCACCUAUUCGUUCUUUAUUCUCAUUUCUUCUUUUCUUCAUUCUCACUUAUUUAUUCUUCAUUCUCAUUCUUCAUUCUCACCUAUUCGUUCUUUAUUCUCAUUUCUUCUUUCUUCAUUCUCAAUUAUUUAUUCUUCAUUCUCAUUCUUUCAUUCUUCAUUCUCACCUAUUCGUUCUUUAUUCUCAUUUCUUCUUUCUUCAUUCUCACUUAUUUAUUCUUCAUUCUCAUUCUUUCAUUCUUCAUUCUCACCUAUUCGUUCUUUAUUCUCAUUUCUUCUUUUCUUCAUUCUCACUUAUUUAUUCUUCAUUCUCAUUCUUCAUUCUCACCUAUUCGUUCUUUAUUCUCAUUUCUUCUUUCUUCAUUCUCACUUAUUUAUUCUUCAUUCUCAUUCUUUCAUUCUUCAUUUCUCACCUAUUCGUUCUUUAUUCUCAUUUCUUCUUUCUUCAUUCUCACUUAUUUAUUCUUCAUUCUCAUUCUUUCAUUCUUCAUUCUCACCUAUUCGUUCUUUAUUCUCAUUUCUUCUUUCUUCAUUCUCAAUUAUUUAUUCUUCAUUCUCAUUCUUUCAUUCUUCAUUCUCACCUAUUCGUUCUUUAUUCUCAUUUCUUCUUUCUUCAUUCUCACUUAUUUAUUCUUCAUUCUCAUUCUUUCAUUCUUCAUUCUCACCUAUUCGUUCUUUAUUCUCAUUUCUUCUUUCUUCAUUCUCACUUAUUUAUUCUUCAUUCUCAUUCUUCAUUCUCACCUAUUCGUUCUUUAUUCUCAUUUCUUCUUUCUUCAUUCUCAAUUAUUUAUUCUUCAUUCUCAUUCUUUCAUUCUUCAUUCUCACCUAUUCGUUCUUUAUUCUCAUUUCUUCUUUCUUCAUUCUCACUUAUUUAUUCUUCAUUCUCAUUCUUCAUUCUCACCUAUUCGUUCUUUAUUCUCAUUUCUUCUUUCUUCAUUCUCAAUUAUUUAUUCUUCAUUCUCAUUCUUUCAUUCUUCAUUCUCACCUAUUCGUUCUUUAUUCUCAUUUCUUCUUUCUUCAUUCUCUUAUUUUUCUUCAUUCUCAUUCUUUCAUUCUUCAUUCUCACCUAUUCGUUCUUUAUUCUCAUUUCUUCUUUCUUCAUUCCUUAUUUAUUCUUUCAUUCUUCAUUUCACCUAUUCGUUCUUUAUUCUCAUUUCUUCUUUCUUCAUUCUCAAUUAUUUAUUCUUCAUUCUCAUUCUUCAUUCUUCAUUCUCACCUAUUCGUUCUUUAUUCUCAUUUCUUCUUUCUUCAUUCUCACUUAUUUAUUUAUUCUUCAUUCUCAUUCUUUCAUUCUUCAUUCUCACCUAUUCGUUCUUUAUUCUCAUUUCUUCUUUCUUCAUUCUCACUUAUUUAUUCUUCAUUCUCAUUCUUUCAUUCUUCAUUCUCAUUUCUUCAUUCUUCAUUCUCAUUUCUUCAUUCUUUAUUCUUAUUUUUUCAUUCUUCAUUCUCUUCUUUCUACUCUUCCAUAUUUCUUUUCUUUUCUUUCUUCCUCUCUUUCUUUCUUUUCUUAUUUCCCUAUAUUCAUUCUAACUUUUUUUUCUAUUCUAUUCUAUUCUAUUCAUUCCUUCACUUUUUCCUUCUCCGAACUAUACUUCUUUCUCUUUUUCUUUCUCUUCUCUCUAUUCUUUUUCUUUGUAUAGAUUUCUCUUCCCACCCCCGACUUCACCCUCUAUUGUAUUUUACUUUCUUUUAUUAUUUCUGUUUAUCCAUCUCUCUUUUCUUUAUUAAAUACUUUUUUUCUUUUUCUUCAUUUACUUCGCUCUCUACUCUUUCCUCUUCUCUUCUUUCAUUUUUACCUUUUUCUCAUAUCCAUUACUUCCUCCCCCACCAUUUUCUUUCACCUUUCUACGUUCUUCAUAUCAUUCUUCUUGUCCUUUUGACAUUAACCUUUUCCUUCCCAACCCCUUACCGCGAUUUGCAUACGCUGACAAGGAUUCUUUAG